AUGGCACAUUUCCUGGAGCUGUUGCCACGAUUUCUCAAAGGAUCCAUGUGCUUGAGUUCCUCAAUAAAUGCAGACUCAGUCCCAAACCCAGACUGUGAAGCAGUUAAUCAAAAUAAACAGCUACUGCAACUGACGAGAUGUCAAACCCUGUAUUUCCAUGCAAACGCCUUGCAUCAGCACAGGCACUUCAGUACUCAGUCUGAAUCUAAACCAAAACCUAAUGACAUUGACAGAGAUGAGAAAGCCAGCGUUUUAGAUGAGAACUGUAACAAGGGUAAGGCUAUUAUUGACAAUGAAGGAGUGAAACCUGAAGUUGAAGGAACAAUAGAUCCAGUUUAUGAUGUCGAAAGUGAAGAGCUGCAGAAAAUGAGUCUGUGGCAAAGGUACAAGAUCGUGUUGAAACAGUACGGCAAAGUUAUGAUACCCGUACAUUUAGCCACAUCUACCGUAUGGUAUGGUUCAUUCUACUACAUAGUUAAACACAGUGGCAUUGACAUGAUCCCAUAUAUUGAAAAAUUUCUCUUGAAGAUUGGGUUUGGCGAAUCUAUUAUUCACCAGAUAAAUUCACCCACCGCCAGUGGACUUUUAAUUGCAUAUGCCAUGUACAAGAUAGCCACCCCAGCCAGGUAUACUGUUACGCUGAUGGGCACCAGUUACUCCGUACGCUACCUACGAAGGAAGGGAUUCAUCGCUGCAGCGCCACCAAAGGACAAGACGUUGCGAGAAGCAGUGAAGGAAUCGAUGGACGAUAUGAAAGACAGAUCUAAACAAAUGAUAGAGAAAAAACGAAGAGGAAAUUGA
Molecule: messenger RNA, 801 nt
Organism: Saccoglossus kowalevskii
Lineage: Eukaryota; Metazoa; Hemichordata; Enteropneusta; Harrimaniidae
Cellular component (GO): mitochondrion
Source: RefSeq, a predicted model, not a curated record